AUGGACGAUGAUCUUACUGCUGUGGUCAUCGACAAUGGCUCUGGCGUGUGCAAGGCAGGAUUUGCCGGUGAUGAUUCCCCUUCAAUCGUUUUUCCAUCCGUCGUUGGUCGUCCCCGCUACUGUAUAGCAAUGGCUGGCUCCAACAUGAAGGACUCUUACGUUGGUGACGAAGCUCAAUCCAAACGUGGUAUGCUCACGUUAAGGUACCCCAUCGAGCACGGCAUUGUCACAAACUGGGACGACAUGGAAAAGAUCUGGCAGCACACCUUCUAUAACGAACUACGCAUACCACCAGAAGAGCAUCCCGUUCUUCUUACAGAGGCACCUCUUAACCCCCAAAGCUAACCGCGAGAAGAUGGCGCAAGUAAUGUUCGAGACUUUCAAUGCGCCGGCGUUCUAUGUCGCCAUUCAAGCUGUUCUCGCUCUCUAUGCCUCAGGCAGAACCACCGGUAUUGUGUUGGAAUCCGGCGAUGGUGUCACUCACACCGUUCCCAUUUACGAAGGCUUCGCUCUCCCACAUGCAAUUCAGAGAAUCGAUUUCGCUGGUCGAGAUCUCACUGAGUACAUGACCAAGAUUUUGCUGGAACGUGGAUACCCAUUUGUCACGACGGCUGAGCGAGAAGUUGUGCGGGACAUCAAGGAGCAGUUAUGUUAUGUCGCGCUUGACUUUGAGCAGGAGCUCAAGAUUGCUGCUGAGUCAUCUUCGAUCGAGAAAAACUACGAAUUGCCUGACGGUCAAAUUAUCACCAUCGGGAAUGAGAGAUUCCGCACCCCAGAGGCUCUAUUUCGGCCUUCUUUACUAGGACAAGAAACUGCUGGUUUACACGAGACACUCUACACCUCGAUUCAUAAAUGCGAUCUUGAUGUGCGCCGUGACCUUUACAACAACGUUGUCCUAUCUGGUGGGACCACCAUGUACCCUGGUAUCGCCGAUCGCAUCCAGAAGGAGCUCACAGCGCUCGCACCCUCCAGCAGUAUGGUUCUUCUGAACUCAUUUGACUGUAGUGCCCCUGAACGCAAAAAAUCCGUCUGGAUUGGAGGGUCGAUUUUAGCCUCUCUUGGCACGUUCUGGAGCAUGUGGUGCUCUAAACAAGAAUACGACGAGUCAGGUCCUGGCAUCGUUCACCGCUCACAUUUUGA
Laccaria bicolor S238N-H82 is the source of this 1140-nucleotide messenger RNA. Lineage: Eukaryota; Fungi; Basidiomycota; Agaricomycetes; Agaricales; Hydnangiaceae. The record is from the annotation of a RefSeq genome assembly.